This is a messenger RNA of Cataglyphis hispanica, 1374 nucleotides long. RefSeq lists its product as uncharacterized. NCBI's taxonomy places the organism in Eukaryota, Metazoa, Arthropoda, Insecta, Hymenoptera, Formicidae. The coding region runs from base 84 to 1367 and encodes 427 amino acids. The transcript has 2 exons. The record is from RefSeq and is a predicted model, not a curated record.
UUGUAUCAAUAAGAAAUUUUUAUUAUCUAUUCUCUUUUUAUUAUGUAUAUUGUAUUAUUUGUUUUAUAUUUUUUUCUAUCCAAAUGAUGAUAUAUUUUCCAUUUGUAUGGUAUUUUAUAUGUCAUUUUUUAACAGAACUCAAACUUCCACAAAUCAAAAUCAAAAUUGCAAUUUCAAAGAUAACACUUCAUCCAUUUAAUCCAACUUUUAAAAAAAUGGCCAAGGCUCAAAAAAUUUGCCAUAAAGAAAUGCGCGGAUUUCGAUCAUCCAAUUGUUACUCUAAUCGCAUAAAUAAAGAUAAGAUCGACAGGAUUAAACGAGCGAAAGACAUUAUACAAGACCUGGAACGCCAUGGGCCAGCUGGUUUAAUACAUAUUGGUGUCUUAAGUAAUAUAAUUGGAAAACCCAUCCAGAUAUGGAACCCUAACGGUAGUUUAAAUAGUAUCAUUGGUAAAGAAAAAACGGGACAUCCCAUAGACAUCGAGUAUCAUGCAAUCAAUUCAGAACAGAUCGGUCAGUUCUUAGCUAAAGAAAAUAAAAAUAAAAAAAUAUGGAGAAAAGCAUUCCGCGCAAUCAAGACUUUCGAAAACCGAUAUUUCACUCUUGUUUAUAAUCCUCUAUCCAAUUCCUAUCCCAUCCACUUCCUUAAUCCUUCUUUAGGCCAUUGGACCCUGAAAUACGGGAAAGAUCCCGAUAACAUUUCUAUCGAUUUGAAUAGCUGUCUCUUUUCGGUGAUCGGCUCUCAAAUCGAGCGAAAUCCAUCACAACUUCGUAAAUGGACGGUGCUAAAGCUAAAGCACAAAUUUCGCAAGUUGAUCAAUCUGAUAGACAAAAUCCUAAAAUUGGAGAAAAAUGGCGAGAUAAUCUUGAUGAUUGGUGGGGCUCGUUAUUGCGGUACCUCGCCCCUCCAUGCCAAAAUUAUCUUAGACAACUCACAAGAUGAGAAAAGCCACGGAUUCCCAAAUCCAGGCCAUCCCAGAGGACACGCAUAUCAUCCUGUUGGUUUUAGCAUUGUAAACUAUUCUCUAAAUUCUGUAAAAACAGGUUUUCCAUCACGAAAGGAUCAGGACUAUGUUACCCAUUUGGCCCUAACGACAGAACAAGCUCAGAAUGCAAUGGAUUACCUCAAUAAUGGUAAAAAUAUACUAAAUGUAAUAGUAACGCUAACUCCUGCCCAAUUAAAUAGUCCGAAAAAUUUGCCCAAAGUAGUAAAAUAUUCUAAUGGAGUGAAGAAAGCAACAGGUAACAUGAAAGAGGUAGUUUUAGUGUUAAGGCACCAUAAAGGUCAAAAUAAGAACCCAGACGCAGAUGUUUUUGUGCAAACCUGUUAUCCUACAAUGGAUUUUGAAAAAAAUAUAAAAAAAUAAGUCGAAU